This is a messenger RNA of Dujonia railenensis, 1299 nucleotides long. Lineage: Eukaryota; Fungi; Ascomycota; Pichiomycetes; Serinales; Debaryomycetaceae. The record is from the annotation of a GenBank genome assembly.
AUGGAGGUUGAGCUGAAUCUCUCGAUGGAUAAUUCCUUUGAGAGUAUCGAGUGUGACGAUUUCAAAGUCGAUUUCAGUCAUUUGAUUGAAGAUGAAGAACCAAAAAAGAAAUCGAGAGCUGGACCGGGGUCCAUGAUACCGAAUAUAUCAUCGAUAGACACUCCUAAUCUUUCACUUCAUGACAACUCAGUGACGAACGACUUGUUCCAAGUGACUAGGGGGGCGCCACUGAUGUCAAAUUCUUCCACGAUGUUGGCUUCCUCACCUCCUCGUAAGAAGAAGAAGAACAAGCAUUUUGAUAUUUUCAACCAACUGUACGAUGUCUUUGAUGACUUUAGUGACCAAGCGGACGAUGACGUCUUUAAUAGCAGUCUGCGGUUGAGCAAUAACAAGAUCGACAAGUUGGUCCAAGAACUUAGUGAAGACGGAUUCGAGCUUGACGAUCAAGUGAGGACGAGAAUAUACAAAGGAAGAUUCAGAGGUGGAGAAUACAACGAGGUUGACAGCUAUUUGGAUGAUAACAAGGAGAAUUUACCCUAUCCAGAUCCAUUGAAGAGCGUGCGACACAAGGAGAACAAUUCAAUCAGGAAGAAUAACGUCAACAUGAUACCCAAAAGGAAGAAUGUACUUUCAUCGGCCAAGUCGUUUAUACCCACAUUGAGGCCAUUGAGCAAUUUGUCGACCAAUGUUACUAACUUCGAGCUUCGCAAUGAUUACGUGAAAGAAUUCAACAAGAAUAGCAAUACUGCUACUACUACUAAUAAUUAUAAUAACAAUAAUACUAAUAAUGCAACCUCGGUUUCAAUGUCUCCUAAGAGGAUCUGUGUGCCGAACCACUUGAACUACACCGGCAAAUUCAAGCCCUCUAUAAAAUAUUCAAAGUCCCUGACAAACAUAUACAUGGUUGACUCACUGACUGGGCUGAUAAACGACGCAACCCAAUUUGGAACGGAACUAAAUGCUUCAAACUGUGAAGGAUUCCCCUUGCCAGAAGAUACCAACGAGAUUGUUCAAAUUCCAACCAAUGAUGAUACAAACAAAAACAAACAGAAGAUGGCCAUAAUCAAAGCAUACCACAAUAAGUACUUUAACACGGCAAGCUCCGCCGCUUCAAGCCGAGAACUGAAACCGGAUUUUCGAAUCGGUGGCUUCUACAGUAGUGAAGAAUUUGAGAAGUUUCAGAGCUCCAUCGAUGCAAUGAAGACUGGUGUGGAACUAGUCCAAAACGAACCGAAAACGAAAGCAAAGAACAAAAAGGGCAAAGCCAGGGUGAAUUGGGCAGAACAAUUAGAGUGGUAA